AUGGCUUUAAACAUGAAUGAUAAAAAGUAUCUCUCCACACAAAUACUCCCAGAAGCAGAAUUUAAUCUCGCUUGGAAUGGUGUAACGAUUUCAAGUUCGCGACUUUCUUCCCCAAGAUUUAUCCCCUAUGAUCAAGGAGGACGUUGUCGUGAGUGUCGCAGCACAGAGGUUGAAUUAGACUUUAUUGUGACUAAAGACGGGGUCACAAUAUAUUGCACACGGAUUGGUGGUAAUCGUUUUAUCCCGUUUGACACAGUUUACGAUCUUCCUGGUCAUUGUUUCUUUAAGGUCAAGAACAAGGGAAGGGUUUACAAUGUUCCUUACGGCUUACAAAAAAUUACACAUGAAUUACCACAACCCCCACCACCAAAGAAGCACAUUCUUACUCCUGCUCCACCAGCUUCUCAAAUACCUCUUCCUUCACCGCCUCCAAUACCUCAACCACCACUUCCAUCACCUCCUACAAUAUCACAAAUUCCGAUCCCACCCUUACCACCUCCUCAACCAUCUAUUCCUCCCCAGCUUACCGCUGAAGCUGAAAAUGCAAAAAUGUUGAAUGACUUCUAUCAAAGUCUUGCAGCUGCCACGACAGGUCUGCCUUCUAAUGUUCAAAAGGUUCAAGAACUGAGGUCUCAGGCAAUAAAGAUGGAAGAGGAAGAAAUGGAAGCAAUUAAUUCUUUGUAUGUGAAUAAUAAAAUGACACAAUCAUAAUUCGUACUAUAAAUUGAAAUAAUUUUUCUAAUUUACCAAAUAUUAAAAUGGAAUCAUUAACAUUUACAGAUAAAGAAUUAAAAUUUAAAAUGCCUUUCGGGAUGAUUAUUUCGGGACCUAGUUCAAGUGGAAAGAGUACUUUAUUAUUAAAAAUUAUAGCAGAAGCAGAAGAGUUAAUAGAUCCUAAGCCUAAGAGUAUAGUUUAUUGUUUUGGUGAGAUGAGUUCAAUUGUCCCAGUACUUCAACGAUCAGGU
Molecule: messenger RNA, 965 nt
Organism: Meloidogyne enterolobii
Lineage: Eukaryota; Metazoa; Nematoda; Chromadorea; Rhabditida; Meloidogynidae
Source: the annotation of a GenBank genome assembly